AUGUCUACCUUCAAUGCAGAAACUGCUGAUAAUUUAGAAGAUAUUGAGAAACAGUUCGCCGUUGUUGCUGUUGAGCAAGCGGAAACAUACUGGAAAUUAUUAACAAGUGUUCCAGGUUCCAAGUUGCAUUUGACCAAGUUUGAUGACGAAAUAUAUGAAAAUUUUAUUGAAAGAUUCCCAGAGUACAAGGAUGUUGAGAGAGUGAAAAAGUUCACAGAGGAGGAGCUAAAAACCAAAGAAGCCAAGGAAAGAUGGAGAAAGUUCUUUACAAUCUUUGAAAAAAAAAUUGAGGAUUAUAACUUUGGUACUCUAUUAAGAACCGACGCUUCUGCUGAAUAUGGUCAAUUCACUACUUGUUUUGUCGUGAGGCUACAAUUCUAUGCUUUUGAAAUUGCUAGAAACAAGCACGGUUUAAACGAUUGGAUUGCCGGCCAGAAAUGA
Messenger RNA from Saccharomyces mikatae IFO 1815, 441 nucleotides. It is a transcript of the gene CHP1, whose product is annotated as ribosome-associated Tef1p biogenesis chaperone CHP1. The coding region runs from base 1 to 441 and encodes 146 amino acids. Gene Ontology annotation, cellular component: cytoplasm. Lineage: Eukaryota; Fungi; Ascomycota; Saccharomycetes; Saccharomycetales; Saccharomycetaceae. The transcript has a single exon. The record is from RefSeq and is a predicted model, not a curated record.